This is a messenger RNA of Zasmidium cellare ATCC 36951, 585 nucleotides long. RefSeq lists its product as uncharacterized. Lineage: Eukaryota; Fungi; Ascomycota; Dothideomycetes; Mycosphaerellales; Mycosphaerellaceae. The record is from RefSeq and is a predicted model, not a curated record. The transcript has a single exon. Bases 1 to 585 code for a protein of 194 amino acids. Gene Ontology annotation, cellular component: mitochondrion. Gene Ontology annotation, molecular function: carbon-nitrogen ligase activity, with glutamine as amido-N-donor.
AUGGCAUCCAAAAGCGCCACCAUGCUCGUACGGAGCCGAUCAGUUCUACGCCCUAGUUACAUCUGUCCGCAAUGCCGCUUCUACUCGACUCCAUCACCGACUACUCUGCCAGCUCCGCCGCUGCUUCUCAAGCUCAAGGGAGAUCUCAAGACAGCCAUGAAAGCGAAAGACACGAACCGCCUCAACGCAUUGCGUGGUCUGCUAGCAGAAGUGACCAACCAAGCAAAGACAUCGAACCCGAUCAAGACAGACAUGCAAAUGCUGUCUUUACUCAGAAAGCGAACGGCCGCUGCCAAAGCUGCGGGGGACGAGUUCAAGGCAGCGGGACGAGAAGACUUGCUCGAGAAAGAGGAGGCACAGGCUUCUAUAUUUGAGGAGUAUGCUGGUGGGGUUGAGACGAUGCCGGAAAGCGACAUCAAGGAUGCAGUGACCAAGGUCAUAGAUGAGGUCAAGGCUGUUGCAGAGGGCAAGGUCAAUAUGGGCGAUGUGCUGAAGAAGAUCUUGGGUCCUGGAGGCAGUUUGGAGGGAAAGCCAGUGGACCGCUCUGAGGUGGCGAGGAUCGUGAAGCAGGCUCUUGGUCAGUGA